CUCCGCGGUAUAGUCUUCGAUGCUUGCCGCAACGCGGCGCUAGUUGUCUGACUCUCGCACAUUGUCCGACUUCGGCGAAGGCAACCUACGGUUCUGCAUCUCAACGAAACAGAGCAGUCGCCUGCAAGACCGACCCGCUACUGAGAGCUAGCUAUACUCCACCUCCAACAGUAUGGGUUACAAAACGGGGCUACAAGCGACGGCCGUAGUGGCCCUCAUUCUCAGCCUUCUAGGAGCCAUCCGUGCGGCGACUACAGACGAGCCGCGCAUCCAGCCCUUGGCUUUCCCGCCGAGCGUCAGCCUCGGUCAGGAAGUGAGCGUCACCUGCGUCGCCGCGCUGGGAAAGAAGCCCUUCCGCUUCGCCUGGAAGCAGGACGGCGAGGUCCUCGAGAACACGAAGAGGAAGCACUCUCGAGCCGUGGUCGACAACGUGGUCAUGAUGACCAUCGAGCGGGUGACCGCCGAAGACGUCGGCAACUACACCUGCACCGUCAACAACGGGUUCGGCAGCGACAGCACCACGGCGGCAUUGAUAGUGGAAGGUAGGCGCAUUUGUUUCCAAGUGAAGUUAUGGGGUUUUACGUGCCGACACCACGAUCUGAUUAUGAGGCACGCCGUAGAAUUUAAUGGGAGGUAG
Molecule: messenger RNA, 637 nt
Organism: Dermacentor silvarum
Lineage: Eukaryota; Metazoa; Arthropoda; Arachnida; Ixodida; Ixodidae
Product: Down syndrome cell adhesion molecule-like protein 1 homolog
Exons: 3
Coding region: 173-637 (154 amino acids)
Biological process (GO): homophilic cell-cell adhesion; dendrite self-avoidance; axon guidance
Cellular component (GO): plasma membrane; axon
Molecular function (GO): cell-cell adhesion mediator activity
Source: RefSeq, a predicted model, not a curated record